This is a messenger RNA of Lucilia cuprina (Australian sheep blowfly), 2586 nucleotides long. Its product is annotated as proton channel OtopLc. Gene Ontology annotation, molecular function: proton channel activity. NCBI's taxonomy places the organism in Eukaryota, Metazoa, Arthropoda, Insecta, Diptera, Calliphoridae. Gene Ontology annotation, cellular component: membrane. The coding region runs from base 45 to 2408 and encodes 787 amino acids. The record is from RefSeq and is a predicted model, not a curated record. Gene Ontology annotation, biological process: proton transmembrane transport. The transcript has 8 exons.
CACAAGGGAGUUUUCAGUUUUCAACUUAAGAUCGCCGGUGCAAGAUGUCUUUGAAUAAUAUAAAUGCCAGUCGAUUUAGUGAUGAACCGUUUCGGGUGUGGAAAAUGAAACAAAAAGUUCACUAUCGUUUCGAUGUGAGGGGUUAUGGUGAUAAGGAGACAGAUAUGCAAAACAGUCAAGUCUCCAGUGAGAGUGGUGAAUAUAUAAAUAUAAAAGCACCCAAAAAGUCAGCGUCGUUCUCUAAACUACCACCCUCAACACAACGUUCGAAUUCGGCGCCAUCGACACCCAUAACACCAAUACCACGCUACGUACGUAGUCCAUGUGAUUCAUAUGGUCAUCAUAAUAUACCAAUUAUGUCACAUCCCAUUUCACCACUGGCUAGAUCUCAAACAAAUUUAGAAUUAGUUGAAACAGGAAACGCUAGACAGGCCCUCUUACCAGUCAGCAACAGUCACGAUAUGCAUCGCGAUGAAUCGACAAUAUCACUACUGGUGCCACAGACAAUACAGGUUUCGCGGCGACCUUCAGUGAUGUUGCAGGAAAUUUUAGGUGGUAAGCGUGAACAUGGUGUGCUAAAAAAUGCUAAACAAAAUAACUAUGCUAAUGGCACCGCCACUGGUAGCACUUUAACUAUUAACUCUCCCGGUGGAGGAGGUGAGAAUGGUUCUAAAAGUUUUCAAGCCAAACAUCAAAAGGAGAAAAAUCGACGACAGGGCAAUGAUGCCAUAAGUUCUGCUCUUUCUGCUACUUAUUGCAAACUCUUAGUUUUAUUGGGCGUUUGUCUGCCCAUUACAGAAGUCAUUACGGAACAAAUACCUACAUAUGUUUAUCAAGGAUUUUAUGUUUAUUUAUACUCCUUGAGUAUAACAUUUGUGGUUUUUCUAUAUAUUUCAGCAUUUCGCAAUCUGACAUUGAUAAAUGCUCUCAAAAGUUAUCACGAAAGGAACAAUGUCCAUUUGAAACACAAAGUCACACAUUUUGGCAGUUUCUAUUUAAGAGUAGGAGCUAUUGCCUUCGCCAUCGGCACCAUGGUCUAUUCAGGCUUAGAAUUCGGGCAAUUCUUUGAGCUGAGUGGUCAAGCUGGUUGUCGAGAUGUUUUCAUUGCCAUCACACCCAUCUGUCGUAUGAUCUUGUGUAUAGCUCAAGUACAAUUUAUAUUCCUUAACACUACCUAUUUGGAUAUGGCACGCCAUAAAGUCUUCUCCCGGUUCGGUCUCAUGCAUAUGGUCGGAACAAAUCUCUGUGAAUGGUUGUAUGUUCUGGUGGAAGAAACAAAACAUGAAAUUUUUCAUAUAGCUCAUCAUGAGGGUGAACACGGAAAUGCUGGUAAUUUAUCUGCUGGCUCACAUGGUGGCGUGGAUUGGGCUGCAGUUAAUGCUACGCUGCAUGUUAAUCAUCAUAUUGGUGAUCAGGCUAAUAAUAGUACGAUUGCAGCGGUGGUUUCUCAUGUUUUGAAGAACAUUACAGAAGCUACCACCGAAAUGUCAAUGAUGGAUAGUCAUGGCUGCUCACGUACCACCAUAAUGGGAUCAUUGGUUCAACAACUCUCUCCUUUUCUAUUUCCCUGCACCAUUGAAUACUCUCUUAUCUGUGCUGUAAUUUUAUAUGAAAUGUGGAAAACUGUUAAAUCUAUUCCAGAUAUUGACAAGUCACGUAAAAACUCCAUUAAACCUGUACAUCAAAAACCUGCUCAUCAUUUCUCGGUUGAUUGCUCCCAAUCUCAUAAGGGUUUAUUCUUUGGUAUUUUAGUCAUUGUCAUGACCAUUAUUGCCAUGAUCAUGUAUUUUGUAUUGUAUACACAACCCGGCUAUGAAUUGGUUGCCACACAGGAGGUGACUAUUUGGGAAACGGUCAUGUAUUUUGGCUGUGCUGCGGCAAUUGUAACAGGCAUGAUUUUAAUGCGGGAUCUGAAAUAUAUUAAAGAUACUGGCGAUGAACAUCAUUCCAUGGAAUUGGACAAUCUUUUGCUUAUAGUAGCCCAAACAGGAGUUUACCUCUACGGUAUGUUUAGUAUUUUGGGCAGUUACUUUGCCAAAUGGGACACCGUACCCGAUCGUGUUGAGGGCAUUAUUGCCGAAGUUUUCGCUCUCAUGCAAACCUCUCUACAAACCAUGUUUAUACUACAUGCUAGUCAUCGUCGCUGCAAGGGAGCCAAACAGGUGCGCCGUAAACCGGGUAGAGAAAUUAUAACAUUCCUUUUAAUCGCCAAUAUUGCCAUAUGGUUUGUAAAUACCCUAAUUAAGGGUAGAGCGGUAUUUCGUCAAUCCCAUAUGGAAUUCUUUGGCAUAUGGGCAUGGACCAUUAUAACACACGUCUCAAUGCCUUUAUCGAUCUUCUAUAGAUUUCAUUCGACAAUAUGUUUAUUUGAAGUAUGGAAAAUCACCUAUAAAGCCAAAGCUCAUUAGUCGUUUAGUUUUUAAUUAAGUUUAUAUCUUCUUUAGAACAAAAUUAAUUUUAGUUUUGUUAAUAAUCUGUGCUAUGUAGAAUAUAGUUUGUAGGUUGUUAAAUUAUUAAACAAAUUUUAUUAUUAAUAAAGUUCUCAUGAAAUAUGUAUUUGACGGAAAUGACGUGAAAUCCUUAUUU